AUGGCUGCCGUACUGCUGCAGAGCGAGGUAGCUGCGGGGGUAGAGGGUCACACGGACGAGCAGAAGGAGAAGGGGGAGCGGACGCAGAAGAGGGGGCAGAAGGAGAAGGGCGAGCAGAGGGAGAAGAGGGGGAGGAAGAAGGGACUGUCUAAGGAAAAUGGAGGAGAAGAAGAGGAGUGGGGCAUGAGGGGAGAGUGUAAGGCAGGCAGAGGGAUGAGAAAGGGUGGUAGCACAGGGAAGCAAGAGCAGAGCAGGAAGCACAAGGGACAAGGCACAGGGAAGGAAGAGAGUGGGAGGAAGAGCAAGCAAGGAGAGCCGAGGCGAUUGCAAGAGCAGACCAAGAUGCAGCAGCACCGGCAGCAGCAGGUGCAGCAGGACACACACGCUCCAAGUUCGCCUCCGUCUCACGCUUACCAAUCCGUCUCACCAUUCUAUGCUCUUGUUUUUGAGGCACCUCAAAAACAAUCUUCUCGCACUCCUGAAAGCCACGCGCCUCUGUCUGACGCAGGCCAUUCCGACUCACCACCCUGUGCUCCUCAAUUGCACUCUCCUGAGCCCCAGUCCCCCAUCCCUGCCAUCCCCCCUCGUUCCGUCUCUACAAGCUCCAUCCCCACUCUCACUCCUGAAACCCACUCGCUUCCAUCUCACGCAUUCCAUUCCAUCUCACCACCCUGUGCCUCUCUCUCGCACUCUCCUGAGUCCGAGUCCCCCAUCCCUGCCAUCCCCACUCGUUCUGUCUCUACGAGCUCCAUCCCCGCUCGCACUCCUGAAACCCACUCGCUUCCAUCUCACGUAUACCAUUCCGUCUCACUGCCCUAUGCUCCUCUCUCACACGCUUCUGAAACCAUAGCACCCUUUCCGACCUCCCCAACAGCCCCACCCACACAGCCCUACCAUCCGAGCUCCACGUCAGGCGAACCACAUUCUUACAAUCCGUUAUCAUCACACCUGCACCAGUCACACCUGCACCAGUCACACCUGUACCAGCCACAUCCAUACCAGCCCGAGUCUGCUCAUCCGUUGGCUCUAUCCCACACCCACUCAACCCUCUCCCACGCAAUCACAACCCCAUCCCAUGCGUUCACAUCCCACGCGCUCACAUCCCACACAGUCACAGCCCCCACCCCCUCCCUGCUCGCCCUGCGCUACGUAACCGCCCUGGAGGAGCGAAACCGCCUCUCAGCAGCCAAGCUCUCUCAAUCCGCCCUCUCAGUGUCCCUCCACGCCCAACACUUAGCCGCCACAGACCGUUCCAAUCACCUCAUGGCUCAGAAGGUCGAGCUUUCCAAAGGGGAGAAGGUGAGGAGGGAGCAGGAGGGGCGGGAGAGGAGAGGUCGGGAGGAGCUAGCUGGGUUUGCCAGGGCGUGUGCGGAUGAGUUGGUCGCAGGGUUGCUGGUGAUGCUGGUGGUGAUUGGAGCGACUGGGUGGAGGUUUGCAGGGGAGAGGUUAGCUGCUGGUGUGGCGGCUUGUCAGAAUCGGCACGAUCCUGCGUUGGACGCUUCGUCUUUUCUCGGGGUUUCGUUCUCCCGCCCGGACCGGUCGCUGGUGACGUGGCUGCGUCUGAUUGGGUGCAAGCUGACCGUUGCCGGGCAGAUGUUGUUAGCGUUCCUGGUCGCGUCGGCUACUACUUAUAUCAUGUUGCUCAAUAACGUGGCUGCUGCUACAGGGGCGGGUAGCGCCCACUCCCGCCCGGCUACCACCAUUGUGCUCUGCCUGGGGUGCGUGUGUGGUUACUUUGGGUUCUAUGCGGUGCGGCUGGCAGGGGGGGAUGCGGUGUUGUGGCUGGUGUGUUGGGAGGGGCUGUGUUUGCUGCAUGCCAUGGUGGCCUGGCGGAAAGAGCAGCUGUUUCGAGUGCUGCGGAUGGCUGAGAUCGUGACAGCUGUCAUGGAUGAUGACGUGGAUGGGCUGGUGAUGGGGCGCUGGUGGGCGGCAAACAGGCGAGGGUCGGACGACGUUAUGCGCUUUAUUGGAGCGCUCUUUAGUGAGGUUUGGAUGAUGGCAGCAGGUUGGGUAUGGCAGUGGGAGGCCAGGGAGCAGGAGCGAGGUUGGGAUGGGUUGAAUGGGCAAGGGUAUGGACACAGCAGCCUUCUUGGUGCUUCUGCUCCUAAGGCUGGUGUGGGUGCAGAGUCGUUUAGCACAGCAGGUGCAUCGGCAGGGGCUGGUGGUGGUGGUGGUGGUAUGGCACGAUACUGGGAAGAUGAUUUGUAG
This is a messenger RNA of Closterium sp. NIES-65, 2208 nucleotides long. Lineage: Eukaryota; Viridiplantae; Streptophyta; Zygnematophyceae; Desmidiales; Closteriaceae. The record is from the annotation of a GenBank genome assembly.